Messenger RNA from Heterotrigona itama, 720 nucleotides. NCBI's taxonomy places the organism in Eukaryota, Metazoa, Arthropoda, Insecta, Hymenoptera, Apidae. The record is from the annotation of a GenBank genome assembly.
AUGGACGUGACGUAUCUUCUGAGAUCCGACUACGCAUUCAACAAAAAACUUCUGGAGCUGCUAGGACUCUGGCCGACUGUACGCUCGAAAUUUCGAGUCGUCCUCUUCUACAUAUAUUACGUUAGUUCUCUUCUGCUCCAGAUACAUGACCACCGUAAGUUUCCGCCCGUUAACCCUGUUGUUUUGUCUUCUCUUUCUCUGUGUCGAAAAUUAAAAAUAUCCCGCGUGACGUUAGAUAUACGCUCUGUACACGACGAUCGAUCUCGACCAGAAUUCCUUCAAGAACGACAAACAGAGUAUCAGGAUUCUUCGAAGAUACGCGACGGUGGUGCACAUCUUCUCGUUGCCAUAUGCCUCACCAUCAUUGCUGUCAUGAGUUUAUUACCUGUCAUAACGUCUGCUUUUCACGUACCAAAAGAAAAUGACAUUAGAUACUGGCAGCGACCGAUCGCCUUGAAAUCAUUAGAGAAAACUGUGAGCUUCUGUAAUCCUUUUUUCAUUCUCUUCUUAGUCACCAAUUGUUUGUCUGGGAUAAUUGCGGCAGCUAUCGAACUGACUAGCUUGGCAUUCUCCGAACACUUGUGCGCACUGUUCAAAAUCGUAAGCUGUCACUUGAAACGUGCAACCAACGAAUACGUCAUGAAGCUCCCGCUAUGCGACCAAACAAACAAUAUUUACACGAAGAUAAUAAUCGCUGUGCAAGUUCAUAGGAGAGCGAUA